AGCUUCAGUGAGCGGCAGUCCUUGUCUGGUUCCACCGCCGUCUGGUUCCUGGCUGAUCUUCGGGCUCUCUCGGCCCUCACUCUUACAAGCUCCUCCGGGCGGCGUCCCUGUCAUGCCGCUGGUGCGAUAUAGGAAGGUGGCCAUCCUCGGGUACCGCUCCGUAGGGUUUCUCUGUUUAUCCUUGGCUGUCCUGGAGCUGAUCUAUAGGCCAGGCUGCUGGCCUGGAACUCACAGGAAUCCACCUGCCUGCCUUCCCAUCCUGAGCGCUGGGAUUAAAGCUUACAGCAAGACAGUGACUCUUGGCAAAGAUGAGUUUCACCUACAUCUAGUGGACACAGCAGGACAGGAUGAGUACAGCAUCCUGCCCUAUUCCUUCAUCAUUGGGGUUCACGGUUAUGUGCUGGUGUAUUCUGUCACUUCUCUGCGCAGCUUCCAAAUCAUUAAGAGCCUGUACCAAAAGCUCCAUGAAGGUCAUGGUGAAACUCGGCUGCCGGUGGUGCUUGUGGGGAACAAGGCAGAUCUCUCUCCACACAGAGAGGUACAGGCAUGGGAAGGGAAGAAGCUGGCAGAGUCCUGGGGUGCGACGUUUAUGGAGUCAUCUGCUCGAGAGAAUCAGCUAACUCAAGACAUCUUCAUCAAAGUCAUCCAGGAGAUUGCCCGUGUGGAGAGUUCUUAUGAGCAAGACCGCCGGUGCCAUCUUAUGUGAGCUCUCGGCACGGAAUAACUGCCUCGUGUCUGCCACAGGCAUUUUCCAGCCUGCAGUGGGGUGGGGGUGGGGCAGACUCUCAGGACUUAACUGGUAUGGUUGCCAAUUAUGUCCCUAGCUCUGUGGGCACACAGUGUGGUACCCUCAUUUUUGCACACUCAUCCCAGGUUCUGGUAGCCUGGAUGCUAAUGUUUACAAAGGAGCAAGACGUCUCAUGGACACUGGCUUCUAACUCCUUGUUUUUCUAAAUGAACUUUUACAGUCUGUAUAGUUGGGAUACUUGUCUCAGGCAUUGAUUAUCCAGGACCCACCGUCCUGGGUCUAUUUUGGGUGUUGGUUGGGUAAGGGUGUUGGUUGCUUGGCAGUUCGGAAGUAGAACUGGCUGCUGGGGUGAUUGUGUAUUUGCAAAUAAACUGAGAAAUCUUUUGUUGUUGACUUUUCUGUGUCAGGGGAGAGCUGAGCAGUGGUGGAGUAUGGAAUCUUGUCUUUCUCCUCCCUAGGAAUCACUAUCCUAAGACUUAACUACUAAAAAAUAAAAAAUAAAAAA
Molecule: messenger RNA, 1253 nt
Organism: Acomys russatus (golden spiny mouse)
Lineage: Eukaryota; Metazoa; Chordata; Mammalia; Rodentia; Muridae
Gene: Rhebl1
Product: RHEB like 1
Exons: 8
Coding region: 113-706 (197 amino acids)
Biological process (GO): small GTPase-mediated signal transduction
Cellular component (GO): plasma membrane
Molecular function (GO): GTP binding; GTPase activity; GDP binding
Source: RefSeq, a predicted model, not a curated record